Molecule: messenger RNA, 3487 nt
Organism: Megalops cyprinoides (Indo-Pacific tarpon)
Lineage: Eukaryota; Metazoa; Chordata; Actinopteri; Elopiformes; Megalopidae
Product: putative homeodomain transcription factor 2
Exons: 19
Coding region: 200-2479 (759 amino acids)
Cellular component (GO): endoplasmic reticulum
Source: RefSeq, a predicted model, not a curated record
UGGAAGAGAGAGAGGGAGGAAAAAAAGAAAACUACAUUGAGUGAUCAGCGAAGCCGUGCAUGACAGUAUUACUGUCAGAUUAAACAGACAUCAAUAUCCAAGAUCAGCCUCGGAACCAUCAAAUGUCUGGAUGCCGACAUUAAGACAGAGCACAUCAAGCUAGCCUAAAAUGACCGAUGUGGUGACCCCUGACCUGUAAAUGGCUUCCAGAGUAAGAGAUGCUGUAGUUUGGUACCAGAAGAAGAUUGGGGCCUACGAUCAACAGAUAUGGGAGAAGUCUGUAGAGCAAAGAGAAAUAAAGUUUAUUAGACUGGGCCUGAGGAACAAGCCAAAGAAGACUGGCCAUGUGAAGCCAGACCUCAUCGAUGUGGACUUAGUAAGAGGCUCUGCGUUUGCGAAGGCCAAGCCUGAGAGCCCCUGGACCUCCCUGACCCGGAAGGGCAUCGUGAGGGUGGUCUUCUUCCCGUUCUUCUUCAGAUGGUGGAUCCAGGUCACCUCCAGGGCCAUCUUCCUCCUGCUCUUCAUCCUUUACCUCCUGCAAGUGAUUGCGGCCGUGUUGUUUUUCUCCGUCCGCUCCACCCGGGGGAUCCCUGUCACUGAGGUCUUCGGGGCCAUAUGGCUGAUGCUGCUUCUGGGGACGGUGCACUGCCAGAUAGUGUCCACCCGAACCCCCAAACCCACCCCCAGCAGCGGGGGCAAGAGGAGAAGGAAGUUAAGGAGGGCAGCUCAAAUGGAGGUGCAUAGGGAAGGAGAUGGCUCUAGCACUACAGAUAACACACAGGAGGGGGCGCUGCGCUUCUCCGGGCCCGCAUCUACUCACAGCCUUGCUGCUUUCUUCAGAGAGUUCUGGCAUGAUAUCUUUAAACCAGGGUCCAAGAAGUCCAAGAUGUCCAUCGACAAGUCGACGGAGACGGACAACGGCUACGUGUCCCUGGACGGGCGGGUGACCAGCAAGAGCAGUGAGGAGGGUCUACAGCUGCACGAGCCGCUCUGUGACCUGCUGCACUUGGAGGAGACCUGCUGGAACCCCGCCCCGCCCCAAAACAACCUGCUGCUGCCCCCCAUCGGCAAGGAGCCCCCCAGCCCCCGCAGUGUGGAGAACCUGUCGGACGAGGCAUCGAGCGAGGAGGACCCCGAGGCCACGUACAGCGUGAUCCGCCGCGGCGUGGAGCGUAUGAACAGCGACUGCACGCUCCGCAACAGGAAGCCCCAUCACUACAAGAAGCACUACACCGCCGAGGAGACGCCCAAGUCGGGCACGAGCUGCAGCUCGCGCUGCUCCAGCCUGCGGCAGGACUCGGAGAGCACGCGGCACGAGUCGGAGACGGAGGACGUGCUGUGGGAGGACUUCCUGCAUUGCGCAGAGUGCCGCUCCUCCUGCACCAGCGAGACCGAGGGCGAGAACAACGCCGUGUGCCCCGCCCCCAAGAAGGAGUACCGCGACGACCCCUUCCACCAGGGUCACGUGCCCUGGCUGCACAGCUCGAACCCGGGCCUGGAGAGGGUGAGCGCCAUCGUGUGGGAGGGCAACGAGUGCAAGAAGGCCGACAUGUCCGUGCUGGAGAUCAGCGGCAUGAUCAUGAACAGGGUAAAUCUCUACACCCCUGGGAUCGGGUACCAGAUAUUUGGGAACCUGGUGACGGUGGUUUUGGGUCUGACGCCCUUCGCCUACAGACUGUCUCAGUACAAAGACCUGGACCAGCUGACCACGCUCUCGGCCCGCGAGCUGGUGUCCAUCGCAUUCGGCUCCAGCUCUGACUUCAUGCUCAUCACCAUGGUGACCAUCAGCUUCGUGGUGCGGGUGUGCCUCAUCUGGCUCUUCUUCUUCCUGCUCAGCGUGGCAGAGAGGACCUACAAGCAGCGGCUCCUCUUUGCCAAGCUCUUUGGCCACCUGACGUCUGCCAGGAGAGCCAGGAAGUCGGAGGUCCCGCACUUCCGUCUGAAGAAGGUGCAGAACAUUAAGAUGUGGCUGUCCCUGCGCUCGUACCUGAAGAGGAGGGGCCCUCAGCGCUCGGUGGAUGUCAUCGUGUCCUCGGCGUUUCUGCUCACGCUCUCUGUAGUGGUCAUCUGCUGCGCCCAGCUGCUCCACGUGCAUGAGACCUUCCUGGACUGUCACUACAACUGGGAGCUGGCCAUCUGGUGUGCUUCGCUGUCCCUCUUCCUGCUGCGGUUUGUUACCCUGGGGUCCGAGACCAGCAAGAAGUACAGCAACACCUCCAUCCUACUGACAGAGCAGAUAAAUCUGUACCUGAAAAUGGAGAAGAAACCAAAUAAAAAAGAAGAACUGACCCUGGUCAACAACGUGCUGAAGCUGGCCACCAAACUGCUGAAGGAGCUGGACACCCCCUUCAGACUGUACGGCCUGACAAUGAACCCCCUCCUCUACAACAUCACGCAGGUGGUGAUUCUGUCCGCAGUGUCGGGGGUCAUCAGCGACCUGCUGGGUUUUAAUCUGAAGCUCUGGAAGAUUAAGUCAUGACAAGAGGCUAUGAGAAAACAGCACGCCCUCAUGAAGGGAUGACACACACUCCGACCAGAGGGGGGCGCUGUUGAGACUGACUACAGGCUCUCUGACAAUGGACUGUGGCCCUUUCUCAGACAUAUCGAAGUGCUUACAUUUCAUGUACUUGUGCAAUUCAGAUAUUUAUUUUACCCUUUCAGUGUUUUAGUUUUUUGCCUUUGUUUUUAGUGAUAUGUUUUAAUUGAAAGUAUUAUUUUAGCUACAGGUAUGUGUUCUCAGAUGGGGUGAUCAAUUGGCCAGGUGACAUUCAAGUGGAAACAGUGUAAAUGGAGAUAAAUUGAAGAGUUGUGGCACUUUUGUGUAUGUGUGUAUAUGCGUGCAUGAGCAUACUUAUGUACGCAUUGUAUAUUAUCCAGCUCUUCAAAGAAUCACAUUUGUUAGGGUAGACGUAGUCGGUUCACUGUGAACACUACAGGAAGUUGUGGACUGUCACAUCACAUACUCAUCACAUGAUAAAGAGACGGUGCGCGUGGGGGGGGGGGGGGGGGGGGGGGCUGCAGUCACGCACUGGGUAGAAAUACUGCAGAGGCUCAACCAGUCACAACCCAUCCGUCUACUGAAGCUUCAGUGCUGUCUGCUCUCAGAACAACAGCACACCAAAGCUCAGACUGUAAACACCAGAUACUGUUUUUACACACCGUGCAUGUGUGCGAGCGUGCACACCCUCGCACCUGCGCACACAUGCGUGCACGUGCACACACACGCAUACGCAUUUCGGCGAAACGGCAGCUGUUCGGACGUGAGGCUGGACGGUGUGUGUGUGACGGCCUCGCCGCGUUAGCAGUGCGCACCACACCCGCAACCAAACUGACAUUUAGAGGGAACGAGUUCUCUACACUGCAGUCACCCUGUGUGUAGCUGUUGGCAUGGAUACUGGCAGUAAGAAACUGGGCAGGUUUCUUCUCUGGCUCUCUGUGUACCCUCUCUCUCUCUCUCCCUCUCUCUCUCCCUCUCUCUCCUUCUCUC